This is a messenger RNA of Mollisia scopiformis, 1167 nucleotides long. RefSeq lists its product as uncharacterized. NCBI's taxonomy places the organism in Eukaryota, Fungi, Ascomycota, Leotiomycetes, Helotiales, Mollisiaceae. The transcript is spliced from 3 exons. The record is from RefSeq and is a predicted model, not a curated record. The coding region runs from base 1 to 1167 and encodes 388 amino acids.
AUGUCUUUCCUACUUUCAAUACUUGCUAUUGUGUCGUAUACAUCAUUUUGUGAAGCGCUUGUACCUGAUUUUCCUGAUGCGACACCAAUUCAGGAUCCACUAUUCAAUCCCGUAGGAUGGUCGCCAAAACCUACACCUCCUCCCAAAAUCCCUCGCGACCUCUUCUAUAAGCGUGAUUAUCUAUCGAACUCUGCCAGCUACGUGCUUAUUGGACCCGAUCAGACCUGCGGAUAUGUUUCUGGACUGGCUGGCGCCAAUUUCGAAUGCGGAUCUUCUACGAAUUGCGUGUUUUUCCCAGUAACUGGAAGCAGCGCGUACGGUGCUGUGGGAUGUUGCACAGAUGCUUUGAACUGUGGGUUCAGAACGGCUUGUGUGGAUUCGAGUGGAUUUUAUGGCUCCGAUUCACCGAUUCUUCUUCUCCAUACUGUGGAAGCAUUCGAUAUGCUGUACCAGGAGCAACUGUCGAGCAAUAUUUCUGCAAUGCAGGCGACAUCAACAUGGCAGACAGCCUUUACGACAUAUAGUGGUGAGAGUGGGAGCCGCACUUUCACAUCAGUUGCGCGCGCACUACUCGAAAAAUCUGCAGCUUCUGCGUCUUCAACUUCUUCAUCCUCGUCAUCUUCAUCUUCGACAAACAAAGCCACCACCACCUCUUCAUCCUCCUCCUCUUCCUCAACUUCUGGAACUUCGGCUCCAACACCGACACAAACCUCAAACAACAAUAACAAAUCUAGUGACACAGGAGCAAUAGUGGGAGGGCUAGUGGGAGGUGCUGCAGUUUUAGGAUUGAUUGGAGCUGGGGCUUUCUUCCUUUACAAGAGGAAAUAUGGACAAAAGGGCAACCCUCCAUCUCCAUCUCAUACCCCACUAAACAACCUCGAUCCUUCUAAACCGGCAGGACAAUGGCAACAAGACGGUUUCUACGCACCUCAGCAACAACCUCAGCCUUACUUAUCGUCGUUUCAGACGCAGUAUCAUCCAGUACCUGUAGAAAUGCCCUCCGAUUUCGCACAGAGACCACCAGAGCACAUGGUCCACGAGAAGAGUGCGACGACACCGACUACGGCAAAUAUGUCAACACCGAUGGACCAGCACUAUAUGAGUCCUGCUUCUACGUAUAAUCGACCAAUAUCAGAAAUUGAUUCCAGUUCGCCUAACUAUCGGUGA